AUGGGGAUACAUGGACUGCUGCAAUUUAUCAAAGAAGCUUCUGAACCUAUACACAUAAGGAAGUAUAAAGGGCAGGUGGUAGCUGUGGAUACAUAUUGCUGGCUUCACAAAGGAGCUGUUGCUUGUGCAGAAAAGCUAGCCAAAGGUGAACCUACUGAUAAGUAUGUAGGAUUUUGUAUGAAAUUUGUAAAUAUGUUACUAUCUCAUGGGAUCAAGCCUAUCCUGGUAUUUGAUGGAUGUACUUUACCUUCUAAAAAGGAAGUGGAAAAGUCUAGAAGAGAACGACGACAAGCCAAUCUCCUUAAGGGAAAGCAGCUUCUUCGUGAAGGGAAGGUCUCAGAAGCCAGAGAAUGUUUCACACGUUCUAUCAAUAUCACACAUACUAUGGCCCACAACGUAAUUAAAGCUGCUCGGUCUCAGGGAGUAGACUGUCUUGUGGCCCCAUAUGAAGCGGAUGCACAGCUGGCCUAUCUUAACAAGGCUGGCAUUGUACAAGCCGUAAUCACGGAGGACUCUGAUCUCCUUGCUUUUGGCUGUAAAAAGGUUAUUUUAAAAAUGGACCAGUUUGGAAAUGGACUAGAAGUUGAUCAGGCUCGUCUGGGAAUGUGCAAACAGCUUGGGGAUGUGUUCACAGAAGAGAAGUUCCGUUAUAUGUGCAUUCUUUCAGGCUGUGACUAUCUUUCAUCACUGCGUGGGAUUGGAUUAGCCAAGGCCUGCAAACUACUAAGACUAGCCAACAAUCCAGAUAUUUUAAAGGUCAUCAGGAAAAUUGGACAUUAUCUCAAGAUGAAUAUAACAGUACCAGAAGAUUACAUCAAAGGAUUUAUUCGGGCCAACAAUACCUUCCUCUAUCAGCUUGUUUUUGAUCCCAUCAAAAGGAAGCUCAUCCCUCUGAAUGCCUAUGAAGAUGACAUUGAUCCCCAAACACUAAGCUAUGCUGGACAGUAUGUUGAUGAUUCUAUAGCUCUUCAAAUAGCACUUGGGAAUAAAGAUAUAAAUACUCUCAAGCAGAUCGAUGACUACAAUCCAGACACUGCCAUGCCUGCGCAAUCAAGGAGUCAUAGUUGGACUGACAAAGCAUGUCAAAAAUCAUCUAAUAUUAAUAGCAUUUGGCAUAGGAAUUAUUGCCCUAGACGUGAACUGGAUAUUGUUUCAGAUACUACAAAGGUGAAGGAAAAUACAAGUACUGUGGGCAUUAAACAAAUGAUUAGUACUAAAGGGUUAAAUCUUCCAAGGAAGUCAUCCAUUGUAAAAAGACCAAGAAGUGAAGAGCUGUCAGAAGAUGAUAUGUUGGAUCAAUAUUCUACUUCCUUUACAAAGAAGAUCAAGAGAAAUAGUUGUGAAGGUAAUAAGUCAUUGAACUCUUCUGAACUGUUCAUGCCUGACCUGGUAGAAGGAACUACUGCUAAAAAAACCUUAAGCACACCACUGACGACAAGAAACAAAUUUGCAACAUUUUUACAGAAGAAAAAUGAAGAAAGUGGUGCAGUUGUGGUUCCAGGCACCAGAAGCAGGUUUUUUUCCAAUUCUCUGGAUUCUGCUGACUGUAUAUCAAAGAAAGCAAGCAGCCAGCCUCUAGCUGAAACUGCUGUCACAGAUAAAGAAACCAAUGGAGGUGAACCAGAUUGUCUAGAGGACAAAAAGUUGGAUGAUACCAGUGUAUCGCAUAAUUCCGGUGAGCAGAUUCCAGAUGAUGUGACUGUGAUGGCUGAAGAGUCUCAGUCUUUCAAGACCAGCACAUUCACGAGGACCAUCUCACCACCCACCUUGGGGACACUAAGAAGUUGUUUCAGUUGGUCUGGAAGUCUUAGAGAUUUUUCAAGAACUCCGAGCCCCUCUCCAAGCACAGCAUUGCAGCAGUUCCGUAGAAAGAGUGAUCCUUCCACCUCUCUGUCUGAGAAUACUGAGAUGUCUGAUGUAGCUCCGUUAAAGAGUGAUGAGUCAAGUGAUGAAUCACAUCCCUUACAUGAUGUGGGUUGGUCUUCACAGUCUCAGGAAAGCAUGGACUUGUCACCACACAAUUUAAAUGCAUCAAAACUUUCUCAGCCUUCUAGUAAGGAUUCAGAUUCAGAGGAAUCUGAUUGCAAUUUUAAGCCACUUGAUAAACAAGGUAAUCAGAAAUCCAAGCUACACUUGUUUCAUUUUUCGAAGAAAGACACGCUUCUAAGAAACAAGAUUCCUGGGCUGUAUAAAUCCAGUUCUGUGGACAAUCUUUCUACAACCAAGAUCAAACGUUUAGUACCUGCCAGAGCCAGUGGGCUGAGCAAGAAGCCAUCAAGCAUCUGUAAGAGAAAUCAUCACAAUGCCGAGAACAAGCCAGGACUGCAGAUCAAAAUCAAUGAACUCUGGAAAAAUUUUGUAUUUAAAAAAGAUUCUGAAAAGCUUCCUUCUUGUAAAAAGCCAGAUCCCCUGUCUCCAGUCAAAGAUAACAUCCAGCUAACUCCAGAAGAAGAGGAUAUAUUUAACAAUUCUGAAUGUAUGCGUGUUCAGAGAGCACUAUUCCAGUAA
Messenger RNA from Rangifer tarandus platyrhynchus (Svalbard reindeer), 2508 nucleotides. NCBI's taxonomy places the organism in Eukaryota, Metazoa, Chordata, Mammalia, Artiodactyla, Cervidae. The record is from the annotation of a GenBank genome assembly.